Molecule: messenger RNA, 321 nt
Organism: Didymodactylos carnosus
Lineage: Eukaryota; Metazoa; Rotifera; Eurotatoria; Philodinida; Philodinidae
Source: the annotation of a GenBank genome assembly
AUGUUUGGUUUUGGAGGAUCAAAUAAAUCGGCUACAAAUACGCCAACUCAACCACCUACACCAAGUUUUGAGGAUCAAGUACCUACAUUGCGUGAAUUUUUACGUGAAUAUAAUCGCAUAUCCGAAGUGUGCUUCAAUGACUGUAUCAAUGAUUUUAGUGGAAAAGCGGGGGUUUCUUCAGCAGAGGGUUUAUGCGUUGGUUUUUGUUUAGAAAAAUUUCUAAAAGUCACUCAGCGUAUAUCACAACGUUUUCAAGAGCAUCAAAUGUUAAUGAAUGAAAAUCAAAUGAUUGUUGGAAAAAAAACAGGACUAUUUAAAUAA